AUUCACAUUAUAUAGUUUAGUCCACAUGUCUUGGAGAAUUUUGUCUCCUGUUAAAUCUGAACAUGUAAGGCUCCGUGAGGCCGCGCGGUGGCGCUGCAGGUUAAGAAGACAGAGCACCGGAAUUGCUUCUGCGAUCUCCUCCGGGCCAGUUUCUCACCACCUAGAAGCAAAAGACGCGCUUUCUUCAGCCAAAGCAAGGGCGAGUGUAAAACCUUAAAUAUUCUAUUUGGAGGCUUGAUUCUGACGUUCUGGACUGUGAGACGGUGCUGUCCGGAUCCUGGGCAUACGCGAAGCUACUGUGAAGCAAACAGGAAAGAGGAAAGAGCCAUGGAGACUGCGUGGAUGCACAAUCUGAGGCAAAGGCAAGUCCUGAUUUUCUUUGUUUUGCUGAGUGUGUCUGAGGCAGGUACCGAGCUGGGUCCCUAUUUCAUACAGGAAGAAAUGGAGAGGGGCUCCUUUGUGGCAAAUCUUGGGAAAGAUCUGGGGGUGGAGCUGGCAGAGAUUUCCACCCGCCGGGCUCGGAUCAUUUCCCAGGAAAAUAAAGAGCAUUUGCAGCUCAAUGUUCAGUCUGGAGAUUUGCUCAUAAACGAGAAAUUAGAUAGAGAGGAGCUGUGUGGCUCCAUUGAACCUUGUGUUUUACACUUCCAAGUGUUAAUGGAAAACCCUUUAGAGGUAUUUCAGGCUGAACUGAGGGUGAAGGACAUAAACGAUCAUUCUCCAGUGUUCAGUGAAAAGGAAAUGAUACUGAGAAUACCAGAAAACAGUCCACUGGGAAACACAUUCCCUUUAAAUAAUGCUCUGGACUCAGACGUAGAAAUGAACAACAUUCAGCGCUAUGAAGUCAACUCCAACUCUCAUUUCCUGGUUGUAACCCGCAACCGCAGCGAUGGCACGAAGUACCCAGAGCUGGUGCUGGAGAAAGAACUGGAUCGGGAGGAGGAGCCCGAGCUGAGGUUAACCCUGACAGCCUUGGAUGGUGGCUCUCCUCCCCGGUCUGGGACGGCGCGGGUUCUCAUUGAAGUAGUAGACACCAACGAUAACGCACCCAAGUUUCAGCAGCCAACUUACCAAGUGCAAAUUCCAGAGAACCGCCCCACGGGGUCCCUGGUAGUCACAGUCUCAGCCAGUGAUUUAGACAGUGGAGAUAAUGGAAAAGUACUGUACACACUCUCUCAGCCUUCAGAAGAUAUCAGCAAGACAUUAGAAGUAAAUCCUGUAACAGGGGAAAUUCGGCUACGAAAAGAGGUAGAUUUCGAAACAAUUCCCUCUUAUGAAGUGGAUAUCAAGGCCACGGAUGGGGGAGGUCUCUCAGGAAAAUGCACUCUGCUCCUGCAGGUGGUGGACGUGAAUGACAACCCCCCAGAAGUGAUGCUGUCUGCACUUAACAGCCCAGUUCCAGAAAACUCUCCGGAUGAGGUAGUUGCUGUUUUCAGUGUUAGAGAUUCUGACUCCGGGAAAAAUGGAAAGGUGAUUUCCUCCAUCCAGGAGGACCUUCCCUUUCUUCUAAAACCUUCAGGAAAGAACUUUUACACUUUAGUAACCAAGAGAGCGCUAGACAGAGAAGAAAGAGAGCAAUACAUCGUCAUCAUCACAGUCACUGACAUGGGCACACCCAGGCUCACAACCCAGCACACCAUAACAGUGCAGGUCUCAGAUGUCAACGACAAUGCCCCCGCCUUCACACAAACCUCCUACACCCUGUUUGUCCAGGAGAACAACAGCCCCGCCCUGCACAUAGGCACCAUCAGCGCCACAGACUCAGACUCAGGAUCCAAUGCCCACAUCACCUACUCUCUGCUGCCCACCCACGACCCGCAGCUGGCCCUCGACUCGCUCAUCUCCAUCAAUGCCGACAAUGGGCAGCUGUUCGCGCUCAGGGCGCUCGACUAUGAAACCCUGCAGACUUUCGAGUUCCACGUGGGCGCCACAGACCAAGGCUCUCCUGCGCUCAGCAGCCAGGCGCUGGUGCGAGUGCUGGUGCUGGACGCCAACGACAAUGCGCCCUUCGUGCUCUACCCGCUGCAGAACGCCUCUGCACCCUGCACAGAGCUGCUGCCCAGGGCGGCAGAGCCUGGAUACCUGGUCACCAAGGUGGUGGCAGUGGACCGCGACUCUGGACAGAAUGCCUGGCUGUCAUUCCAGCUGCUCAAGGCCACGGAGCCCGGGCUGUUCAGCGUGUGGGCUCACAAUGGCGAGGUGCGCACCUCCAGGCUGCUGAGUGAGCGCGAUGCUCCCAAGCACAGGCUGCUGCUGCUGGUCAAGGACAAUGGAGAUCCUCCAAGGUCAGCCAGUGUCACUCUGCAUGUGCUGCUGGUGGAUGGCUUCUCUCAGCCCUACCUGCCUCUGCCAGAGGUGGCGCGCGACUCUGCCCAAGACGAGGACUUGCUCACACUGUACCUGGUCAUUGCCUUGGCUUCUGUGUCUUCCAUCUUCCUGUUGUCUGUGCUGCUGUUCGUGGGGGUGAGGCUGUGCAGGAGAGCCAGGGCGGCCUCUCUGGGUGGCUGCUCUGUGCCUGAGGGACACUUUCCUGGUCACCUGGUGGAUGUCAGCGGGGCAGGGACCCUGUCCCAGAGCUACCAGUAUGAGGUGUGUCUGAUGGGCGAUUCUUCUGGGACCAGCGAUUUUAAAUUCGUAAAGCCAGUUCUCCCCAGCUCCCUGCCCCAGUCCUCUGGGAAAGAAAUAGUGGAAAAUUCUACCCUCCGGAAUAGUUUUGGAUUUAAUUAUUCUUAGAAAGCUACUUAAUAGGUAUUUACUUCCUAAUAUUCUUGUUGAUUAGCUAAGUUCUGUAUACCUGUUACUAACAACAAUUUUAAUUUUCACUUUACUCGUCAGUUUUCAGGUUUAUGCUUAAUGUCAUAAAGUGGGUUUUACUCUUUUUUUAUUGCAUAGAAUUUCUUCAUAGGAUCCCAGUAACUGAAAAGGCUUUAUCUGCACAGUUAAAGUGAUUGUUAAAACUUUUCUACCACUUUGCCCUUGUUGACUUCAUUAGCUCUGCACAUUUCCUGUGAGUGUUCUGUUUCUAGACUUCUUGAACUAUUAAAAUAUUGCAUUGCUUGUUAUGUACAUGUAAACUCCUCAGUAUUUCUGCAUUCCUUUUCUAUUCUGGCAGUCUUGUUGAUUAGUCCUUGGUUUUCAUUAUAUAGAAUACUUGUCUAAUGCCAUCCUAGUAUUUUAUAGUUCUAUCUUCGUUGUUUCUAUAUCUUGAUUUAAAAUCUAUUUCUGUCAUAAGUAAUAGAAGCACCUAGUCAAUCUGAAAACAAACAUAUUGUAAAAUAUUGUUUGUGUAGAUGUGCCUAAAUUUGUGGCCAUGAAGGCAAACUUCAGCAUUCUAAGGCAUCAAAAUGAAGCACUUAAUAAUUUGCUUUAAUUCUGCAUGGAAACCUUAGAUAGACAUUGAGUUUUCCGUGGCUUACAAUCCAGUUGCACUCUGCUGAAUAAACAGUGUAUGUGUAUCACCAGGCGGAUGUGGUGACUUCUCUGUGCAACAGAGCUGGGAUUUGGGGCUCUGUGUAAUCUUUUUCAUGUUCAUAUCCUAAGGUUCAAUCUAUACCAUUUGCUUUUAGUGGGAAAAUUAGAGCAGUCUGAGCCUUUGAAUAAAAUUCUUUGUGAGGAAGACGUUUUAUUGAUAUAUCUUUGCUUUCAACAUCAUUAAGAUAUGUUACUUUGUCAUAGUUUUGAUCUUUUAUUUAAUGUACAGUAAUCAGAUCAUAUUAGAUUUUAUUAAGAGGGACAUUUAAACAAAGGUGGGACUUUUGUUCAACUGGCUAUUAUAAGAAAAUAAAGACAAAUUUGAAAGGAAGGGAACAGAAAUGUUAAGUAUAAGUAAGUGAAAUAACAUGAUUUUCAAAUGGUAGGGACUGAUGUUCACAGGCCGUUUCUUGUUCUCCUUAUAGUUCAUUUGUGUGUGCUUUGACUCAAUAAACAUAAGUGACUGGAUGACUUGCCAAAGAUAAGACACAGUUCCUAUCCCAAGUAGGUCACAUACCGAAGGAGAGAUAGACUCUUAUAAAACCGGAAGCAAUGUUAUUUACACAAUAAGCAUAGUGAUGUGCAUGAGUCACAGUAAUAGGCAUUCUGGGGCACAGAGGAAGGACAGCAUGAUUGCUCAGUUAUGGAUGCAAAGUAGUGCUUCUGUUCAAGGAAUGUGACACAGAGUUUGAAUAAGGUUUCUGAGGAACGUGCCAAAGAUUUCUUUUGCCCGUUUCUUGUGUCCCUGUGCCCUUGUUUCCAGAACUGUAAAAUAUGUUAUCAAACGACAUGCCCACAAUUUUUCCUUUGAUGGCAUGAGCCUGUGCCAGGAAUGAAAGGACUAGCGUGGAGCUAGAUCUAGCAGUGAAACAAAGUUCCGGCUACAAACCUCCUAUUCAGCUGUUAGAAUCUUAACUUUCCCAUGAAGCCGUGAAGAAAAAGUAUUAAUGGACCUCUGUCUCAGUAUUAUUUUCACAAAACAAACAAAAAGAAAAAGUGAAAAACUUAAA
Messenger RNA from Peromyscus leucopus (white-footed mouse), 4478 nucleotides. Its product is annotated as protocadherin beta-16-like. The record is from RefSeq and is a predicted model, not a curated record. Gene Ontology annotation, biological process: homophilic cell-cell adhesion. Gene Ontology annotation, molecular function: calcium ion binding. Lineage: Eukaryota; Metazoa; Chordata; Mammalia; Rodentia; Cricetidae. The coding region runs from base 328 to 2730 and encodes 800 amino acids. Gene Ontology annotation, cellular component: plasma membrane. The transcript has a single exon.